AUGAGUAAAUGUCUGAUGUGUCCUGACAAGGGACCUAUUCUGUUGAAGAAUGCUGUUCAAUGUAAAUCUUGCUCUAUAUAUCAUCAUAAGUCAUGUGGUAACAGGUCAAAGUUGUUGCCUGAUGGAAGUUAUAAUUACUGUUGUGGUACUGGUGGUCAAGUUCAUGAUGAAGAUUUUGCUGGACUAGAUCCUGGAUUUCAACUUAUUUUGAAAAGGCUUGACAAAGUAGAUGCGUCAUUGUCAGAUAUUCAAUCCUUCAGCAACAAGCUAACAGAACUUGAAAAAAAGGUUGAUACACUUGAAGAGAUUGUUACUGGCGAGUCUUUAUAUGAUGAAAUGAAAGAUAGGAUGAAUAGAGAGAAGAACUUUAUUAUAUAUAACUUUGAUGACUCAGUGAAUGCAACUGCUACUGAUUCUGUGAAAAUAAAGAAAUUGCUCGAAGAUACAAAGGUUGUUAUUCCAUUUAACUUUGAUGAUCUUAAAGUUUUUCGACUUGGACGUGAUUUUGUUGAAGGAAAGAAUAGAUUAGUCAAAGUUGUUAUGAAAUCCUCUGAUAAUGUACACUGGAUUUAUCAUUAUAGUAGUGAAAUUUUUAAAAAUAAUGUUUUUGAGAGUAGUGAUCUUACAAGAAAACAACAAGCUCACAUGCAGAAACUUAAAAAUGGAGUGAAGCAUAGAUCUGCCAAGGGAGAAAAGGACUUAAAAAUUAAACAUAUCAGAGGUAAACCAACGAUUGCUAAAUCUAUUGUUGCUGAUAAUCAAUUAAAUGAGAAUGAUGAAGAUACUGAAUGA
Acanthoscelides obtectus is the source of this 792-nucleotide messenger RNA. NCBI's taxonomy places the organism in Eukaryota, Metazoa, Arthropoda, Insecta, Coleoptera, Chrysomelidae. The record is from the annotation of a GenBank genome assembly.